AUCGCUUCUCCGUUCUCUCUCACAGCUCAGCUUCUCCGUCGUUUUAUUUUGGACGCAAAGGGGGAAAAAUCGAAUCCUUUUCCUCGAAGGAAAAACUAGGGUUUCGAAUUCUCUGUCCCUUCAAGGCUUCAACAAGUUAAGAUCCGAAAGUUUAUGCACUAAGAUAAGCAUUGGGAAAAAGAUGAGCUUUACUCAGGCUAAUUGUUUUCGACCAUCCUACUGUCCUGCAAGAAUAAGUCGACCGAAUUGUGUCUCCAGUGUACCUAAUAGGUCGUCUUUACGCUUUAAUUAUUGCCCUCGUGCGUCAUUUACUCUCCGAGCAACUGCGUCAACGUCUACUCAGUUUUCGCCUCUGUUAAAUCACCGGCGUCGUGCACCUAAUGGGAAAUGGAAGCAAAGUUCUGCUGUGUGCUUAUUUGGUGGGAAGGAUAAGUCUAAUGGUGGUGACGAGAUAUCACCAUGGAAAGCGAUAGAGAAAGCUAUGGGGAAGAAAUCGGUUGAAGAUAUGUUGCGUGAGCAGAUACAAAAGAAAGACUUUUAUGAUACAGACAGUGGCGGCAACACUCCUCCACGUGGCGGAGGAGGCGGUGGUGGAAACGGUGGAGAGCGUUCUGAAGGCUCGGGAGGAGAAGACGGUGGUUUUGCUGGGAUUGCAGAUGAAACUCUGCAAGUGGUAUUAGCAACCUUAGGCUUCAUCUUGCUGUACACCUACAUCAUUACUGGGGAGGAAUUGGUCAAGCUUGCAAGGGAUUACAUUAGGUUUCUGAUGGGGAAACCUAAGACUGCUCGAUUGACCAAGGCCUUUGAUGGUUGGAAUGGAUUCAUGCAGAAGAUGUCGAGGCAAAGAGUUUACGAUGAGUACUGGCUAGAAAAGGCGAUCAUCAACACGCCGACCUGGUAUGACAGCCCCGACAAGUACAAAAGUGUCCUCAGGGCUUAUGUGGACUCAAACUCUGAUGAACAGUUAGAUUAAAUCCCGUGGCAGCUUCACCUUUGUUAGGAACUGGAUGUGAUUCACAAUAACAAUUGAGGUUUUUCAUAGGUUCAGCUUCUGCUCUGUAAUCAAGAAUCAAGUUCUUGAAUUUAGUCAAUCUUUGCGCUUAGUUUUAUACAUUACAUGAUCAUUUUAUUCUCACGAUGGAAAUCAAAUAAAACGCAAGCCAAAAUCUAUCAUAACAUAAAU
Messenger RNA from Eutrema salsugineum, 1183 nucleotides. RefSeq lists its product as uncharacterized. The transcript has 4 exons. The record is from RefSeq and is a predicted model, not a curated record. The coding region runs from base 182 to 973 and encodes 263 amino acids. NCBI's taxonomy places the organism in Eukaryota, Viridiplantae, Streptophyta, Magnoliopsida, Brassicales, Brassicaceae. Gene Ontology annotation, cellular component: chloroplast.